This is a messenger RNA of Cercospora beticola, 4853 nucleotides long. It is a transcript of the gene PDS5, whose product is annotated as sister chromatid cohesion factor PDS5. Gene Ontology annotation, biological process: DNA repair; mitotic sister chromatid cohesion. Gene Ontology annotation, cellular component: chromatin; nucleus. The record is from RefSeq and is a predicted model, not a curated record. NCBI's taxonomy places the organism in Eukaryota, Fungi, Ascomycota, Dothideomycetes, Mycosphaerellales, Mycosphaerellaceae.
GAUCAACUUCUCGACAGCCGAAUUAUAAGACUCCGCGCGGACUCCUCUCAAGCAUGCGCCACUGUCGCCCGACGCUUGAUUAGACGUUCGCGCAUCCACAUAUUCGCCAUGCCACGCGCAACAAGAAAACGGGCGUCGCAACCCGAUCCUGAGCCAGAAGCUGAAGUAGAGGUCGAGGAGCAGCAGGAAGAGCAGGAAGAGCCGCAGGCACAAGAUGCGAUGGACGUCGACGAGGAUGGAGAAGAGGAAGAGGAGGGCGGCGAUGCGCUGCAGAACGAUGAGCCGCUGACUUGGAAAGCUGGCAAGCCCAUUGCUGUUGCGACUCUGUUACAGCGACUCAAGGCAUUGGCUACGGAACUCCGACAUCUGGAACAAGGCGACUGUGCGCGAGCGUCAUUGGAACCGAAGGCGAAGGAAUUGUCGAGUCCACUACUUCUCGGCCACAAAGAUUAUGGCGUCCAGGUUUACACUCUCCAAUGCAUUGUGGAAAUGUUCAGACUGCUGGCUCCGGACGCACCCUACAAAGCAAGUCAGUUGAAGCAAAUCUUCAAUUUCGUAAUUUCAACAGUCGUCCCUGCUAUCGCGGAUCCCUCUCAUACGUACAAUGCGCAGCACCUGGCCAUCAUCACGUCUCUUGCGACUGUGAAGAGUAUAGUUCUGGUCCAGGACCUGCCAGGCGCAGACCAGAUGCAGAAGAUCCUGUUCACUCACUGCUUCGAUGUGCUGGCCCUCAACGUCCCCGGUGGCGAUAAAGAGCUGCUGUCGAAGAAUGUUGAGUUCAACUUCACGAGUCUACUUUGCGCCCUGGUGGACGAGGCUCAGACUGUACCUCUCGAGAUCAUCGAGGUCAUUCUCGCUCAAUUCCUACGGGCGGACCCUCACGCUGUUACAAAGAAAGGCGAGACACGCUUCUCAGAGGUGCUCAAGGAGGUAUCUCCUGCAUACAAUAUGGCCAGGUCUAUUUGCAAUACGUGUGAGGAGAAGAUGAUCCGUCACAUUGGCCAGUGGUUCCAGGCCGUUCUGAUCGACGCGAAUGACGCAGCCGCGGAGUCCAAGCCAACGAAAGCAAAAGGCAAGAAGCGAACACAUGAUGAUAGCGACGACGAGUCAGAUGCUGCCUUGGUUGCGCCUUCAGCAGACGAUCUCCAAGAGGCUGAGAAGGCACAUCGCUUACUACGAGAGCUGUGGAGGGCAUGUCCUGGAGUUAUCCAAAAUGUUUUGGCGCAGAUCGAGAGCGAACUCAAUACGGAAAAUACCUCGUUGCGUCUCAUGGGAGUCGCUGGUGUCGGCGACAUGAUUGCUGGCAUUGGUGCAGCCGGACCUCCGCCGCCUGCGGCGCUCGAUCCUGCAGCAUAUCCAUCGCAAAGCUUGGCUGACUACUCUCCGCCCGCGCAACAGAACGUCGUUUUGAUCCCGGCAGCGCCGCAGGCAUUCUCAUCAACCUAUCCGACCACCUAUCAAACGUUUGUCGAUCGCCAUCGCGACAAAUCUGGGCAGGUCAGAGCCGCGUGGGUGACCGCGUGCGCUCGAAUAAUCCUGACUUCAGCAGGUGGCAAGGGCUUGGAUUCAGAUCAGGAAACACAGCUUCUACGGAUAUUCUCGGACUUGCUGACUGACAACGACGAGAAGGUCCGCCUUGCGGCCGUCACCGCAGUGUCCACGUUUGACUAUCAAUCAAUCGUGCAAAAGCUCGGCAGUCAUGGAGGUGCCGGCCAGGAUGGUUCCGUGCUCUUUCAGUUGACUGCGCGUAUUAAAGACCCAAAGCCUCACGUCUCCACGACUGCCCUCGAACUUCUGGGCAAGCUUUGGGGAGUCGCUUCAGGGGCGAUCAUCGAAGGUAAUGAACGAGCCCGAACUUUGUUCGGCCCCAUACCCAGCAAUAUCCUCAAUGCCGUGUACAUAAAUCAGCCGGUCUUGAAUGCGCUCAUCUCGAAAGCCAUCUUCGAUUCUUUGCUGCCGAUCAGCUACCCUCCUAUCAAGACCAAGUCGAGUGGGAAUGGAGACUCUCAGCGAGUGCCCGACAGUCAAAACAGCCAGGCAAGAGGACUAGACCCUGAUCGUAUCCGUAGCGAGCGGAUACUGGCUUUGAUCCGCGAUCUCGACGAAAAGGCCAAGAAAGCUUUCUUCGGCAUGCAAGGGCUCCAGGUGUCACAAGCAAAAUAUGUGUCAAUCAUCCUAGAUCUGAGUGAGAAGCUGGGCGGCGAUAUCAAGAGCAAUAAAGAGGAUGCCCAGAAGCUACAGAAAUUCGUUGCAGCUAUUGCGGACAGAUUCCCGGACAAAGUCGUAGCCAAAAAUCACCUCACCGCUUUCUUCGGCCAUCACGAUCGUCGGAAUUUCGCACUGGUCAAAAUGGCCAUCAGUGCUGAGAGCGACUACAAGAAGAGCCGCAACGCAAUAGCGGAGGUUCUCAAGCGACUUGAGGGUGCCUCGCCUAACAUUGCCAGCGCGGCAGAGACGAUGGAGCCACUUUUGCGGUCCACUGCUGUUCUGGUCUAUAAUAGAAGCCAUGUGCCUGCGAUUGUCUCAAUUUCUCGCACAGAUGACAAUGGACUGGGCAGCGCGGCGCAUGAGGUGCUGAAGCAUAUCUCUACGCAGGCGCCACUGGUGUUUGAGGUACACAUCAAGGAAUUGUGCGAGACCCUCAGGAAGCAAGCCCCUUCUGCAACGUCGCCCAACGAUAUCAACGCAGUGGACACGCUCAAGGCAUGCGCUGGGUUCUCAAGGCAAUUUCCUGAAAAGAUGCCAAAGGACCGAGAUUUCUUCCAGGCCAUGGCGAAGUUCGCAAAAUUCGGUUCCCCUCCAUCGGUUGCGAAGCAUGCUGUCACAGUUAUUGUUGCGGCGGCAGAUAAGAAGGACAUGUAUGUUAACGACAUCAUGAAGCACUGCCUGAAGAAUUUCGAUGUCGGCCACGAGAAUGCCGCUACAAAGCUUGCUGCGAUCAGUCAGCUGCAGCGGCUAGCCUAUGUGCAAACAGAAGAUCAUGCAGACGCCAUCCACGAGAUCCUUACGGGUGCGCUGCGCAAUCGACAUGCAGCAGAGGAGACUGACACAUCGUGGACGGCUGACAUCGACUCUGAUUUGAACGUCAAGCUCUGGGCCCUCAAGGCCGUGGUCAACGAUAUCAGUGGUCAGCUGCCUGAUUUAGAUCACACUUCACUCGACAAAGAGCUACAAGACGCUGUCUUGAGGACGUUCAAAGUACUGAACACAAUCAUCGAGCGAGAUGGUGAGCUGGCGGGCGAGCCUUCUCCGGAGAACCACAAAGCACGUAUGCGGCUGAGUGCAGGAAAGCUGAUACUCAAACUCUGCUGCAACAAGCACAUCAACAAGAUCUUUGCUGCUCGAGACUUCAACCGACUAACGAAAAUUGCCCAAGAUCCCCUACCCGAAGUUCGCAAAGGAUUCGUUACCACGCUGAAGAAGUACACGGGCAUGCAGAAACCACUUCAUCAUCGCUUCUUCAGCUUGAUGUUCUUGUACGCAUUCGAGCCGACGAAGGCUGUAAGAGAAUCUACUGCAACGUUUCUCAAAGCCCGUGCUGCUUUCUAUGCAAAGGAGGAAGUGCCAGUCCUGGAAAAUGUGUUCCCGUACUUCAUGAGUCUGUUGGCACAUCACCAAGACUUCUCGCUUGCUGAAAAGGACAUCUCCGACUUCAUUGAGUACAUUCUCUUCUAUCUCAAGGCUGUGGCGACUGAGCAGAACCUCUCAGAUAUUUACGCUUAUGCCCAGCGCGCCAGAAGCUUCCAAGACGCUAUCGAGCCUGAGAAGAGCGAGCUACUCUGGACUAUGGCUGAUCUCGCUGAGGCUAUCAUGCGUGCAUACGAAAGUGCCAAGGGCUGGUCACUUCAGCUGAAGCCCAGCAAGCCGGCGAUGCCGAGUAGCGUAUACCGACAAAUCCGUGAUCAGGACUUUGCAGAUGAAGUCUCGCACAAACGUUUCCUGCCAGUUGAGAUCGAUGAGCAGAUGGAUGACUUGGUUCGGGAUCGACUACGGCCCAAGAAGAGGAAGCAUGUCGAUGGCGACUCGAAGCGACCAGCGAAGAAGAUCCGAGCAUCCAACGGCGACGAGAAGGCUGUGCGCAAGAAGAAGGUUCCAAAGGCACCGAAAGCGCCAAAGCCAGCAAAGACGCCGAAGAAGAGAGCAAGUGAUGCCGUACCCUCUUCCGCAAUGCGCAAGAGCACACGAGUCUCGAAUGCGCGGAGCUACGCCGACAUCAGUGAUAGCGAAGAUGAUGAUCCGGACAAUGUGGCUUCCUGGCGGUACGAGGAUGAGAGCUCAGAUGAAGAGGGUAACAAAGAGAAUGUUGGCUCAUCAACCCCACCCACCAGCGAUCCCACGGGCCCUAAGAGUCACGCCGAGGAUAGCCGCGGGCACGAAGAUGACGAAGAAGAAGAAGAAAUCGAGGUCGAGGAAGGAGGCGAGGAAGUCGUGGUCGCCAAGCCAGCAGCAAAGACCAAUGGCAAGAAACCGACAGCGAAAGUCAAGGAUAGCACUUCGAAAGCGCGCGAGUCGAAGAAAGCAACGCAAAAGAAAGCGACGGCCACGAAGGAGUUACCAGCUCGUGGAGGUCGGUCAUCCGCAAGGACUGCAAGCAAGAAGAAGGAUGUUAUGGACGUUCCGAGUGAUAGUGAUGAAGACAGCGCUAUGGAGGCAUAGGUACGGUCUACAAUCCGAGGCAAGAGUUACGGAACCAUCACCGCAGCUGUGCGAUGUCGAUGGGCCGUUUGUAAAGUGUGGAUAAUACCCAACGAGUGCAAGGUGGCAUGGCUACAUACUGCAUCACGUUUGCUAAUAGCUUAUUGGUGUACAGCGUACGAGCGUGAGCGUAGAUCACGAAUGAUAUUCUUCCCAAC